Drepanopeziza brunnea f. sp. 'multigermtubi' MB_m1 is the source of this 453-nucleotide messenger RNA. RefSeq lists its product as uncharacterized. The record is from RefSeq and is a predicted model, not a curated record. Gene Ontology annotation, cellular component: nucleus; cytoplasm; exon-exon junction complex. Gene Ontology annotation, biological process: RNA splicing. NCBI's taxonomy places the organism in Eukaryota, Fungi, Ascomycota, Leotiomycetes, Helotiales, Drepanopezizaceae. Gene Ontology annotation, molecular function: mRNA binding.
AUGGCAGACACAGAAAUGGACGUCGAUCAGCCUCUCUCCCCAGAGCAAAAACAAGACACCAAGAAUUCUGCAAUGACAACCCGCUCCGAUGCGACAGCCGUCCGCUCCAUCGAAGGCUGGAUCAUCCUCAUCACUAACGUUCACGAAGAGUCUAGCGAGGAAGACUUGAACGAACUGUUCGCAGACUUUGGAGAGAUCAAGAACCUCCACCUGAACUUGGAUCGCAGAACAGGUUACGUGAAGGGGUAUGCGCUGAUCGAGUACGCAACCUUGGAUGAGGCACGCAAGGCGAUUGAUGCUUUGCACAAUACCAAACUGUUGGAUCAGACAAUCGAGGUUGAUUUCGCGUUCGUUCGUCCGCCCCCAGGCAAGAACUCCAGACGACCUGCGAAGGGAGGAAGAGCGAGAAGUCGGAGUCGCAGCCCAGCUCAUCGGGAGGACCUGGAUGACUGA